UGCCGCAACGAGUGCAGGCUGCAUGUUCUAGAACAGAUGUGAUUAUCUGAAGGACAAUAGGUUGACAAGUUGACCACACCCACCGCCAUCUGUAACAAUUACGGAAGUAAGACAUAUGUAUUUGGACUCGAGUAUCCGUAGCUUGACAGAGGGAGAUGGACAACGAUCGCUUCCUGCUAUCAAAUCUUCACAAUCGGUUCCUGCUCUUGGAACUACUUUAAUGCCUCGGUCUGACCAUUGCCAAGGCUCAGCGAAUUUAAAGUGAACAGCAAAAGGCUAGACAAAGGACAGAAAUUUGGAGACUGAACACAACAGGUAUUGAAAACAACAGGUAUUGAAGACAUCAGCGCAGUAUAGAAGCAGCAACUAAACAGCAAGAUGACUGACAGCGAUGAUGAAUUUAUGAUAUUCCCCAUCACUGAUUUGGACGCCAACUAUGAUGCCUCUCAGUCGGAACAGGAAGACAGCGGUGGCGACCACCAGAGCAGCGAUGAUGACGAGAGACCCAAAGUCUUCAUGUCCCUGCGGCAGAGGCGUCUGUCGAAGGUCUUGGGGACGAAUCCCCUGCCUUUGCUGCAGACCAGCAUCCUGCCGCCGGUUCCCAACGUGAACAAGCUUCACUGGCUGUCGGCCAUCAGAAAGGCCAAGGAAAUGCAGGACCCGUGGGAGAUGUUCCACAUUGAGGACACGAAGGUCGAGAAAUGCAUCAGGCAUCGCUACAAUGCUAUCAAGAAGAGUUGGGUGCAGGAUGAAGUUAGCGUCAAGAUUCAGAAUAAGUCCUUCACCCGUGGAGCGAUGAGACAGUGCUUCAGACUGAAAAAGCUGUCAACAUUCUCCAACAAGGCGGACUGGAAACAUGCUUGUAACUAUGUGGCCAAGUCCUACAUAGAGAAGGUUGAUCGUGAGGUGUACUUUGAGGAUGUGAAGCUCCAGAUGGAUGCUAAACUGUGGGGAGAGGAGUACAAUCGUCACAACCCACCGAAGAAGGUGGACAUAUUCCAGAUGUACAUCUUGGAGUUCAAAGAAAGAAAGGGUCCCCUUUUUCACCUGGAACACUUCAUCGAGGGUGACUAUGUCAAGUACAACUCAAACUCCGGAUUUGUGGAGGAGACCAUCAGACUGACACCACAGGCCUUCAGCCACUUCACGUUUGAGCGCUCUGGCCACCAAAUGAUCGUGGUGGAUGUCCAGGGCGUGGGGGACCUGUACACCGACCCCCAGAUCCACACCGUGGAGGGCAAGGAAUACGGCGACGGCAACCUGGGGGUCAAGGGGAUGGCGCUGUUCUUCCACUCCCAUGUCUGCAACACCAUCUGCCACAGUUUUGGUCUGUCGGAGUUCGAUCUGUCCUCCCAUGAGCUUAACAGUCACAAGGACUUCCUGGCCAAGCAGAUCAAGUUUGCCCAAACCCGGGUCCGUGGUAAGGAGGAAUUCUGUAUGAGCCCCUCCCCCAAGGAAUCUGUCAAUAUCACCCAGCUGCUGCGCCAGAGGUCAAUCUCAUCCUCUGGUAGCCAUAGCGAUGACCCAUCCAGUCCCACAUCCAAUGAUGAUCCGAUGUCAAUUGACAGUCCAGUGGGCCGUGUACGAUUGAGAUUUGUCAGUGAGUCUGACAGUGUCUCCAUGAAUGAGGAAGAGGAUCGAGAAGCCUUUUCACGAGCACAGGCAAUGCGUGCGAGGCCAUCUUGUGUGAAUAUGGAGCUGGAUUUGAGAAAGUUAUCCAAUCUACGCAUUGGAGAUUCUGUUUUGGGAGAUAUCCAUCAUGAAAUGGCCAAAUAUCAUGAGCUGGGACGCUUUGCUAUGAACGAGAAUGAGAUUGACUGGGAAUCGUCCAUCUUCCAUGAGGAGCAUGCUGCCCAGCUUGGGGUUUUGGAGGCCAUCUUGACUCUUGCCAAGCUGUACCUGGGGAUCCAGAGAGAUGUACUCGUCAACUGCUAUGUGGAGCAAACCACAGAGAACAUUGACAAGGGAGUGGACUAUAUGGCCGAGGCAGCAGAGGCAGGGGAUCGGAGUGCCAUGAUCUUCAUGGCCAAAGCAUUUGAGACUGGCAUAAACUUAGGGGUUAGGAGGAGUAUCUCCUGGGAGGACUCUGUUCACUACUACGAUGAAGCUGCCUCUCAGGACACCCACGAUGAGGGUGGAGAGUAUGAUGCUGCCAUGGACGACCCUGUCUACAUCCUAAAGGCCAAGCAGGCCGAAUUGCUCCGGACCGGAGGCCAUGGCCUGGACAAGAACGCAGAGAGAGCAGCGGAGUUGUACAACGAGGCUGCAGACGAAGCAAUGGCGGCCAUGAAAGGCCGUCUGGCUACCAAGUACUACGAGAUGUCCGAGGAGUGUUACGGCGAGAUGGAGGAGUAGGGACCCUCGGAGGCUGCUGAGACAGGACCGUGCGACACAUCACAAUUUGAUCUCAGUACGUGGGAGUAGUUCUACCCAUGUAGUCUGCUCUUGCUAUAAUACAAUUAUCCAGUACGUGUCAGUAUUUGUCCUGUCGUCAUAGAUACAACAAUUGUAUGAAAGACUGGAACCACAAGACUAUAAUUUCAGAAAUGGAAUCAUCUCAGUGCUUUUGGUCGCAGUGUUAAUCAUGAAGAUGUUACAGGUUGAAGAGACUUGUUGAAGAGGACUUCUUUGAUGUUUUGAGACGUGUGACUGCAAUGUUUAUUAAGCGGAAUAUUACAGUGCUGAAGAUAGACACUUGAUGCAGUCAUGCUGAACUGACCCUGGAAGUUUCAGACAUUGACUCAAGGGGUAAUCGUUACCACGUCAUUUGAGUGCCGACAAUAGAAACUUGUUGAUUGAAACAUAUUGUACUAAACGUGCAGGUUUCAGACAAAUUGAAGGGCUAAUCGUUGCCAUGUCAGUUCAAAUCUGGUUUCAGACAUAUUGGAUGGCUAAUAGUUGCCUUGUCAGUUCAGUGCUGACGAUAGACACUUGUUGAUGCAGUCAUCUUGCCCUAAGCUUGCAGGUUUCCUACGUAGAUUGAAGGACUAAUCGUUGCCUUGUCAGUUCAGUGCUGACGAUAGACACUUGUUGAAGAAUGUGACAUCACAUGUAAAGCCAGUAGUAUUACAUGUAAACUGACUUACCCUGAAUGUGCAAUUGUGACUGAUACUAAGGUGAUGUUGGAUAAUUCGGACAUUAAAUGUAUCGAUAAAUAUCACAAGCCAGCACAGGCUUCGAUGAUAAACAGCCAGACUGACAAAUUUAAGAGAUAUAUAAGCCUGGUUUUCCUGGUCCAACACGUGUGUUAUGCUUGAUGGUGACGUGGCACUUUCAGGAUAUUGGUGCUAUGAUAAGGAAGGUGAGCUACGGACCUUAACGGAUUUAUGUUUGACAGUUAACUGUGAAGAUCUCAGCAGUGUAUGCUGAAACAUUGCUGAAAUACUGAAACCUUGAUGAAAUGCAAAAUGUAUGCUGAGAACAUACUUGGGGUUUCAUGUAUGUGUCCUUUGAGAUGAGAGAACACAAGACUUGCAUCACGGCAGAGAUGCUGAAGAGGUAUUGUGACAAAACGUCCUCAAUGGAUGUUCACACAGUUGGAUUAUUAACCUGUUAAUAUGUUGAGUGAAAUUUUGAAAAGUCUGUUGAUGUGCUGAAGACUUGAUUCCAUGUCGACAUAAUUACUAUAAUCGUGCCAUAGGUUGUUUGUUCAGUUAGUUGGACACUUUUACUGUUAGAGUUCAGCUGUAUCAUACACUGUUUUUGCAGAUUUAUCAUACUCCAAACUGUUGCUUAGCAACAGAAUAUAUGAAUGUAUUACGGUAUGUCAUAAUAACUUUCAAAAUAUUUUUUAACUGUUUUGACAACUGAAAAAUAAAGUCAAAUAUAGUAUUCUGGCUGAUAAAUGGCUUAUCGAUGGGAGAAUGUUGGUUGAUAAAGGAAUCUCGUAACUGUCUUCCAAAACUGUUCAUUGAUAUGGAUCAAGCUAAAUGAUUCGUAGUGUAAAUAGUGUACAUAGACUUUCUAUAUGUUUAAACAACUUUGGAGCUGUUAUAUGUGUUCAGCACGUUGUUAGCAUGUGGUUCAUUUACUGUGGAGGCAGGAUUGACUUACAGAGUUCCGUGUUUUCAUUUUUCCAUGUAGAAAUUAGGUACUGGAGCUAGUACCUUAAUUCAGGAAGUGAAAACAGUUGCUUGAUAAAGUGACUCAAAGCAAAGUUCAUUGAGAGAAUACAGAUGUUGAAAUCUGUAAUUCAAACCUGUUUUCACUGAGACGUUCACAUGCCGCCAAAGCACAUAGCUUUUACUUUAAUGCUUGUUUGUGCAGUGGAUUAAUAUAUCUUCAGUUAUGCUUACUGACACUGAAAUGUAUUUUAGUUAAAGUAUUGUCACGUAUGUUUAUGCAGUUUUCAUAUAUUUUGCAUUUGAUGCAUUGAUUGACAAAUUUCAGAAUUCAAAAACUAAAGUUAAAAUUUAUUCUCAACAAGCCACUGCUUUUUCUUUGAUAAGUUCAAACAGAGAUAAUUCAUAAUGAAUGUUAGUUUGAGUGAUCUGAAUAUUUUGAAAUUUUCCAGUUUCAAAUUUCAGGGAGAUUUGUUUUAGUCCAAAUGUCAUUUUCAAACCAAGAUUACUUACUUUUAUAAAGACAAAGAACCUGUCACCAAAGAUUGAAUGUUGUAUAUGAAAAUCUCCCAUUCCAUAAUUUGAUGUUGUAUCAUGUUAAUUAAUGUGUUUCUAAUUAGCAAUGGCCUUAGAUUUAGAUCUAAAGAGGUGCAUAAUUUCACCUGUUUGUCAAAUUGGGUGCCAAUAAUAAUAUCGCCAAGAAAAUAGACAAUUUUCAUAAUGCUACCUUUUAAUCUGUAGCAAUUUUAACAUUUUAUGAAUUUGUUCCCGUAAACUUCAAGGUAGAAUUGCUUUGCAUUAAAAUGUCAAAAUUAUAUUUUGAGUGAUACUUAUUGUAUUUCUUUAAAACUUUUCAUAGCAUGUUUCUAUAGAUGCCCAAAUUUAAUAAAUAUGUGAUUGCUGUACAUUUUGUGGAUAUUAAGUUUCCCUGACGUAUAACUGUUUUCAGUGAACGCUACUAACUGUUUCAUGAGUUUAUCCACUUUGCAGGAGUUUGUUUGUUUACUGCAGGGGGUCGGUGGGGUAGCCUAGUGGUUAAAGCGUUGGCUCGUCACGCCGAAGACCCAGGUUUGAAUCCCCACAUGGGCACAAUGUGUGAAGCCCCCUGCUGUGAUGUUGCUGGAAUAUUGCUAAAAGCGGCGUAAAACCAAACUCAGUCAGUCAGUCAGUCAGUUUACUGCAGGAUAUUGUUUAUACUUGGAACAAAUUGUCUCUCUCAGAUAUUCCUGGCUCUGUUGACCAUAAUCAUGGCUUCACUUGGCAGAUGUGUUCAGUGGAUUCACAGAAAGAGGUUGUGCUUCUUGUCCUUUGUUUUUCAGAUCAAAAUCUGAUGUUUUAUUACGUUUUAUGACUUUACUCAACAUUCUCAUGUCUGCAAGUUCUGAUUUAGUUAAUCCUGACACCAUCUGUGAUUCUGACGCAGCCAGUACAUUUAGUUGUUAUUCAGGUACUUGAAUAUGUUAUUGAUGCUGUCGGGGUGGCUGUCGGUGCAGGUACGACACAAAUGGACUCCAGUACCCUUGUGUUGAUUGAGAAGCACAUUUGCUUGACAAAAAGGAUGAGUGUUAAAAAUUGCACAAGUAGUUUCUGUGCACUGAUGUUGGUUAAACGUGAGCAAAAAGGAUGACACAGAAGUGUUUAAAAAUACACAAGUAUGGUUUCUGUGCACUGAUGUUGGUUAAUCUUGAACACAGAACGUUGAAGAAAUGUACCUGUCCCGAUAUUGACCCCAUCAUCCGUAUUUAGAAGAUAAAGCUACUCUGUUUUCAAUUUUGCGGUCCUUUAUCUUUGAUUUAAGACAGCUAAAUGUAAUUUAAAAAUCGAGUAUCACACAAUGUCGUGCUAGAAUGACCAGUAAUGGACGAAAGGGGCAUGAACUCUUUUAAGGGAUGACAUUUAUGGGUACUAGCAGCUUAUGGAUACCUUGAUGUUUUGACAGCUUUACUUGUUGCUUACAUUGCCUUUCUGCUAUUUUGUUACUUUUAGCGCACAAAUUUUUUCUGGAGUAUAUUUGCAAUUGUUACUUGACUGUCUUAAGUCAUUGUUCAUCAUGUGCAUUGUUGUCUGUAAGGUGCGUUUGUGUGACAUGUAUGUGAUUUUAUACUGUUCGUAGUUUUCUGAAAAUAUUUCAUUAAUGUGCUCUGAAGAGAAAACUACUCUCAGAUGUAAUUUGAUUUUGCUGAAAAAGUUGAACAAAUUAAAAAUGUAUAAAAAUUCUAAGAGAUAAAUAUAUUGUGUUUUGAACAUUUGAUGUUUCAUUUUUGCAAUAUUUACAGCGAUAUGAUAUUACAUAUGAACUGAUAUUAAGAUAUGUGAUUUUGUUUAAUUGAUCCCAUGUUAGUUAACAAAUAAUCAGAUAUCAUAGGUGCUUGAGAAGCAUCAAGAUGUAUUGCUAACAUCAUUAAAAAAUUAGAUUGGAUAUGUCAUAACAGUAUGAAAUGUAAAGGAGAUGUAUUGAUUGAUAGCGAGUUGAGAUGGUGGACUAUCAAUGUUCUAGAGAAGUGUGUACUGGAGGUUGGGUUUUAGCACUACAGAAGGCGACCAUCCACUGGAUGAGUGGUUGACACAAUUAACUGAUGAACACUUGGUGACACAAUGGACUAGCAGUGUUCUAGAGAAGUGUUUACUGGAGGUUGGGUUUUAACACUACAGAAGGCGACUGUUCCACUGGAUGAGUGGUUGACACUAUUAACUGAUGAACACUGGGUGACACGAUGGACUAGCAGUGUUCUAGAGAAGUGUUUACUGGAGGUUGGGUUUUAACACUACAGAAGGCGACCGGUCCACUGGCCAUAUGGUUGACAUUUGUCUGGGGUAGAUGGGUCGGUACGGUUCAGUUGAAGCUUAAACUGGUUUAGGAGUGUUCAAACUGAGUCCACUUGAUUGUUGACAAUUGCUUGACACACAUGUUCAACAAGGCCAGAGUUUGUUUGUAUCAGGAAGUUGCUCUGAAGUCUUAUGACUGAUUGGUAGCAAACGCUUACAAUUUGUCACAAAUCUGAGGCUAGUGGACUAGUGUUUGGUAAUACAUGCUUGUGGUGUUUUGAAUCUACUGUGGUGUUAAUGGCGGUUUUGGACAUUUUUGUAUUGUCAGCUGUCCAAAGACCUGCCGGAUCUGACUUUUGUUGGGAUGGAGACUGAAGCCUCUGUAGCACUUUUGUGGUCAUAUUUUGGUGAAGGACGAGCAGUGCCAUCAGCAUUGAUGGAGUUUGUUGAGACGAAGGUUGAAGGUGUAAGAUGUACAUUUGCAUGUACACUGUGUAUAAUUAAUAGCACAGUUUGUUGAUGUUGGUAUUGCACAAAAGGGCACCUCCUGCACAGUUAUCAGCUAUAAAUAGUGCAUCGAAGUAGAAACAGUCAUAACUGUACAUUAUGCACAGUCAGGAACCAACCCAUGCAUGUUCCAACAAUUAUUGGGAAGUGAUGUGUGAAGUCUUCAGAACUCUCUGUAAAACUUCAAAAUGAAUGUCAUGAUUGAGAGAGGUAUGGCUAGUGUUAACUAACAGACUUAGAAACUGUGACAGAUAUUGAAUCUGUUUUUAUAAACAAGACAUGAGGAAAGUGUGAAUGGGAUAAAAUCUGGCUUGGUUAAAAAUACUGCACCCAUACCAACUCUGAUAUAAGAUCCUAACAUCAUGUAGUAAAGCGUGGACUGCUUAUUUAACUCUUGUGGGUUAUCUAAGUAUGUACGCCUGGUUGGUGUUGACAGCAAAUGCUUAGAUACAAUGACCCAGGUACUUGAUGACCUGGACGGCUGAUGGAGACGUAAGUGGAGAAGAGCACAACACAUUUUGUCAAUUUUGUACACAAAAAGCAUUAAUGGAUCGGGUUGAGAUUUCAAUAGCGUAGCCAUUAUUGUGUAGUUUGGAGUACUGAAUUGUCUUUGUUGGUCUGCUUGUUGUGACACACGUAGUCUAUGUAUCUCCACUGUAGUUAAAUCUGUGGAUUAUGACUUCUUUGAUUGGCAUUCUAGAAUUUGAGGAGAUGAAGAAUGAGGACAAUUUUUAUGGAUAUACAACUUCUUAUUCUGUAUAGGCGAUGUUUCGAGAUAGAUUCUAAUGUCGUCAAGCAAGUGACAGCGACAUUAGAAUCUGUGUCAAAAUGUCGCCUAUACAGAAUAAAGAAGUUGUAUAUCCUUGAAAAUUGUCCUCAUUCUUCUGUGGAUUAUGGUCUGAUGGUUUGAAGCUUGAAGUGGAGGGCGAGGAGGCGAAUGGUGGAAGUGAAGAGUUAAGAAAAAUGAAAAAAGUAAAAACAUUGAACAUAUUCAAAUGUUAAAUUUGGCUUUGUAAAUGUUUCUCUUUCUUUGUAUUUUUGGUUGUUUCGAAAAGCAUCCAAUAUUUGAUAAAUUUGAAAGUGGUUAUGUUGUUUAAAUAUUCUACUUGAAAAAAGUUAAGGAAAUUCCAUUCCUUUCAUAUUACUGUGUGACAUGUAUCAUAGUAGCAUGAAAGAAUAAAGAAUUCUUCACUUUUUUGAGAAAAAUAUUUGGUAAUUUGUUCUGAAACUUUGCCUUGUUCAUUUACUAUGUCUGGUUUUGGAUACAUUGAUGUGUGGUUUGACAGCCGAUGUAAUGGUGAAGGACUUCAAUAUGUUUAUGGAGUUAAAUAUUUUUAAUUGGAAAAAUGAUAUUCUGGAAAUAACUGGUCACAUUUCAUGGUGAAGGUAUCAAUUGAUCAAAAGUUUUGUAAUUUGUGAUAUUAGGAAUGAUUUGAAUUAAUUUCUUUAAAUGUCUUUGGUGGUUUUGUCAUAAUGAUGAAGCUGAAAAAGAGUUUAAAUUAAGUCGUUGUGAUUAUUUAAACAUUUUUUCAGGUUCAUUUAACUUUGACAUAAUGAAUUUUUUUGACAAAUGUUUUGUAUUGUGAAAACCUAAUAUGCUUGUGCAUAGUAUUUUCUAUAAUGGGCAUUUAGAAUUGAUAUGAAUCUUGCAGUAAAUGAAAUUUUCAGAGAAAAUGACUCUAAAGCAAGAUUUUGUUUAUUGUUCGAUUCUCUGUGCAUAGUGUGUAGACGUUUCUGUUUUAGUUUUUUAGCUGUAGUUUGUAGCGUGUGAAGGUGUUUCUAGGUUGCUGUUAGAAUGAUUUUAUGCAAAUCUGAAUACAUCUGUAUAAAACAUAAUAUUAUACUACCCAACUUCGAAAGGGAUGUAUAAAAAAUCCUAUUCCAUUGCUGUUGUGAAACCAGGGACUGUGUGGAUAUGUAUACUAUAAAUGGCGUAGCCUGAAAUGUCAGAUCCGCAGCAAUAUCGGAUACUGAUUAGCAUGACAACAUUUCAAAACCAUCAUUUCAGGAAGCGAAAAAUAAUCAGCAGAAGUUGUGUGGUAUAUUUUUGCAAACCGUAUUAGAAUUCCAAGGGUCUGCUUUCAGUUAGACCUGUCAGGUUUGGUAUCAUAUCCGUAAGGAAUAUUUGUGUUGUAAGAAGCCAACUGGCUCAAAGUAUGUCCAGAAAUAAGGGGCAGCAUAAUAGGAUUUAGAUAUCAUAAAAACAAUGGGUAAUAUUUGGGGAAGCAUCCUUGAUAAGGCAGCGUGUUGUGUAACUAUUCUGUAAAGUUAUAUACCCUUGACCCAGCUGCUGGUUUGGCUUUGCUUGGGAAGUGAAUCCAUCUCCACUUUCCUAUCACAAACAGCUCUGUCUUUGAAAUCAACAGCCAAUCAAAAUGCCACUCCUACAUUUCAAAACCUCAUAUUCAAUCUGGUUGUAAUUGAGAUGGCAAGUAAGGUUACGCUGAGUACUGGCAAUGUGUCCUUGUUUCAAACGUGUACUAAGCGCGAAUUGUUGGACUUGAGUUUUGUCAUUUGAACUGUAUAAAUCGGGGAUGAGGAUGGAGCUGAGGGUGGGUAUGAGUGAUGAAAAGAGGAAAAUGAGCCGGGGGUCUUGGUGGCUGCAGGUUUAGACGAUUUGUAAGAAUGACCCCAGCACGAUCAAAUCCGCUGAAUUCUGUGGAAAAUUCUCAUCCCUGAUAAAUACAAAGCUUUGGUGGUGAAUGGAUCAAGGGUGUUAAUCAGAAAGGAAUGGCGGUAUGAUACCUUUGAAUAUCGAGGAUGCUGUGAAGUUACGAUCAGUGGAUGUGUUUGUAUUCAGAUUUGUAAACUCCUGUUUGGUUUGAUGAUUUGGACUUUUGUAGUAACUAGAGAAGCCAUUUUGGAUGACCGAGCCUGUUGUGGAGAAUUUACCAGACCUUCAUGGCAAUGCAGCAUUUGGGCAAGCAGAGGAACCACCUUGGCCCCAAUGUAGUAUUGUUAAGUACUUGAGUUAUUUAGUGUGGUUUUCAGACAGCUUGUUUCAUGAGUUACUGUGGAAAUAUUUGCAGGCUAAUGGUUGCUUAAACACAGUUAGUGUCCAGUGAUACUGGAUGUUAUGUUACAUUUGGUUUUGGAUCAGCCAUUUUCCAAUUUGGUGUUGUCGCACAUUUGUACUUUCUCAUCUGUGUAUAUUGACAUAUAAUGCUCAAUACAAACUUUACCUAUUUUUUACAUUUACAUUUUGCUAUGUUACUGAGCUUGUUCCGAUGGGAUGUUGAAGAUUCACUGUCAAGGUGUCUGUAUCUCUUAACAUGCUAUUCUGUAUUCCCAUAUGGAAAUAAACUUCCAAGUGAU
Molecule: messenger RNA, 10649 nt
Organism: Haliotis rubra (blacklip abalone)
Lineage: Eukaryota; Metazoa; Mollusca; Gastropoda; Lepetellida; Haliotidae
Product: eukaryotic elongation factor 2 kinase-like
Biological process (GO): protein phosphorylation
Molecular function (GO): calcium ion binding; elongation factor-2 kinase activity; calmodulin binding
Source: RefSeq, a predicted model, not a curated record